UCUGCCGUGUUGUUCAGUGGGCGGAAACAGCGAGAGAGCAGAGAGAGCUGUUCACAGCAUGGCUGAGAGAGAGAGAGAGAGGCAGCGAGUCUGAGCAGAGAGUGAGAAUUAUUCAGAUAUGAGGAGUAUGGCAAAUGAUCUGCAGAAAAACUGGUACUCCAUACUUGGUGCUGCUCCUUCUGAUGAUUUGCAAGAGCUGAAACAGAAGUACCAGAGACUGGUCCUUAUGUUUCACCCAGACAAACAGAAGCCUGGCUUGUCAGAGGAGGAGGCAGAUCUGCACCUGAAGAGGUUCAUAGAUGUGGACCAGGCGUGGAAGGUGUUAAGCAAUGAGGAGAGCAGGAAGAAGUUUGACCUGCAGCUGCGUGCACAUGAACUGAAGCAGAGAUGGCCAGUUGAUGCCUGUGUUACAGUGGAGGACAUGAACUGGGACAGUGAGAAUGAAUGUUACUCCUACAGCUGUCGCUGUGGUGGGGAGUUUCACCUAGAAAAGGAGGAAGCCGAGGACGAAGACUCUGUGGUGUGCUGUGACACGUGUUCGCUCAGUAUUGAAGUGAGGAGGUCUACGUGACGCCCUGUGUUUAUUUUACUGGACUCCUGGGAGCCAGCCUCUGAGUCCCCCAUCUCUUCAAAAGGAUAGAGCCGGGAUCACACGACAUGACCUCCAGCACCUUGAUAUCACAAUAUUGCGAUCCUUGGGGCAUUGGGACAUAGGUGCGGAUUAAGACUUUGCAUAAUAAGAUUACACGCUGGCUGAAUGAUAUCAAGGGAGGAUCCAUAUGUGGCAGGCUGCCUCUCUGUCGCCAGAUCAGUGACGGGUGGUACGGCUCACAGUGAGGGCGGGGGUCCUAAGAGGGGCUGCUGGAAAUCAAGCAGGAUUCAGAUCACGAACAAGCUGGUCAUUCGCAGCCGAGGCGCUAUCACUCGCUGCACCUCCAUUACUCCAUGCAGGGUUCCACAUAUGAGGGGUUAAAUCCCAUUGGCCUGAUUGUGUCUACCGGGAUUUUGCUACAUGCUAUUGUGAAUCUACUGAUCACAAAUAGAGUGCAGAUGCUAGAUGAGUCCCGCUGACUGAUCUUUCAAAUGCAAGGAAGCUUUCAAAGAAAUCCCUUUUGCUUUUGAGGUUUGAACGGUAGAAGUGUUGGGAUGCUUGAAUUUGCUAGCAAACAAAAGUCCCAUCAGUGCCACUGUCUUUUUAAAGGAAUGCCACUAAGAAACAUGCCAGCAUCUACAUUUGUGGAGCAGGAAUUACUGACUAGAGGACUUACAAAAGGAGCUAGAGUGAUAGUUGAUCUGAAAGGCUGAUGGAAAUGUUUUUUGUUCUUGGAAUACCUCGGAUACCGUCAUCCAACUGUGAUGCCUGCCUUUCACUCAAGAAUCCCAUUAUCCACUCCCCAUCUCAGCUCCGUAUUCUGAUAUAAUGCUCGGACAAGACAUGGACUUCUCUCUGCAUCGCAUUGGCAUCCUAGGGGAAAAGACCAAGGGCAGGGAUGCUUAGCAGAAGUUCGAGGCCCACUGCCGUGUGUGGGGAAAUUGCGGAGUCAGUCAGUGGGAUGAGAUCGAUAAACAGGGGCAGGACACGGAGCUCAGGCUGUCCUAAAUGACUGAGCGAGUACAGUGUGAGUGUGCUGGCCACUCAGACACUGUGGGAAGCUGGGGGGAGCUGUAAAAGCACAGAAGCAGGGGGUCCUGAAUUGAAAACACACCUACUAGUGUUAAACAAUGGCCUUCUCAGUAGCGAUCAAGCACAAACUUCUCCAUUUGCUAACAACGGCUUUAGUGUUGUGCAGGGAGAAGGUUAUUGUUUGCUGUGUUAACAUGUCUUUUGGACCCUCUUGGAGUUUAAGGAGGAGGGCAGGUGGACCUGGUGCUAAAAGAUACCAUGAGAUUUGGAAAGCCCACCUGAUCCAGCUGGGGAAAUUGUUUCGGAUAAAGCAGGCUUCACUGCUAAGCUACAAUCUUAUUCAUCUGAGGCAUUAACUUCUUGAUAUCUACCAAAAAGGGUCAGUAUCGCCAUAUGUGACAUACAUCCCUCCCUAAAGGAUUUCCCCAGCCUGCUAAUCCUGCUGCUUAAUAAACAUAAUAUCUUUUAUCGGUGUCGAUCGACACCCCCUUCCAUGCACCCACUCGAUGAGGGUCGUGGCCUGCGAUCACAAAAUGUGUGUCACCUGCUCAUUCUAUAUCAAAGCCCCCUGCCUCUUAUGCAAAUAUGGUGAGAUAGGGCCUUAGAUCAGCGUACCAGUCUCCCUGGUUCCAUUUCCCCCAGCGUUUGAGCUGCUGAUAGCAAUCAGCGCUAAACAAGCGUACCACAUCACAGACUCAAAUUAGCAAAACAUGGGAGGAGAGGUCCAGGCAGCUGCCAGCCAAAGAGGAUUAGAGGAGUCCCCCAGUCCCUCAGCCCCAACUCACAAAUUACAUAUGAUAAUCAAGCGACAGCUCCGCAAAUGGGAUGAAGACGGUGAUUUAGAAACACUGAUCUGUGUUAUCAGUGCCGGGUGGCAUCUUUAAAUUGGGAUGUUUUUGAUUAUUAGGGGAGAUCAUUGCAGUUUUGAUUGGUCAUUUGUUUAUGAGUUACAAUGAGCAGCGUAAUGUGAGAUCUGAGCUUUGACAAGGCCAGAAAAACCUGUGUUUAUUUAGUAACUCAAGACUGCUAGUUCUUCUGGAUUAGCAUAUCUAGUGAAUCGUGGUGUAAUGUGCAGUGUUUUGCCAUAAAGAGUAUCAAUAUACAUUGAUCGUCCUUCAUUGAAGAAGAGCUCCACUAGUUUUUCAAAGCAAGUAUAAUUCAGUUAUUACGAUGUGGAGCGGUAUGAAGAGAAAUGGUUCAUCGUAGAGAAACUUCCUGAUUGUUUUUUACGGUGGUGGUGAUAGGAGUCAGGGGUUGUGUUGUCUGUAAAACACAAUGAAGCCAUUUUGUUUACAAAAAACCACCAAUGAACCUACACGUUUUUUCUAUGUGUAAUGCUUGUGAUUCUUAAAUAGUGGCAAAUAUGGAGGGGGGAGUUCCUUUGGGAACUAUUUUGCCUUAGACCACAAUGAAUAAAAGGCUUUAAAAAAAAUGGCCAAAUCUUUAUCUCAAAACUGUCAAGUUUCCAUUGACUUUCUGGGCAAAUUG
Colossoma macropomum (tambaqui) is the source of this 3112-nucleotide messenger RNA. RefSeq names its product DnaJ (Hsp40) homolog, subfamily C, member 24 (gene dnajc24). Gene Ontology annotation, biological process: positive regulation of ATP-dependent activity. Bases 119 to 571 code for a protein of 150 amino acids. The transcript has 6 exons. Gene Ontology annotation, molecular function: ATPase activator activity; ferrous iron binding. NCBI's taxonomy places the organism in Eukaryota, Metazoa, Chordata, Actinopteri, Characiformes, Serrasalmidae. The record is from RefSeq and is a predicted model, not a curated record.